CGAUCAAGUGAAGCCUGAGGUUUUGUGGCUAUCAUAUCAGAGCGGAUCAGCGAUUGCUUUGCUCGCUGCCGUUCUUCGAUCCCUCUGGCCGGUGGAUGGUGAUCACGCGGGUGGCCGUCGGGCUGCUGCGCGCCCUCGUCGCCGGUGUCUUCUGGGCGGCCGGCACGGCGGUGGGCGCCGCGUACGGCCUCCUGUCAGCCGGCUUCGUCGACGACUACGAGGAGGACGGGUUCAUGCAGGGGACGCUGCUGGGGGCGAUCGUCGGAGCGCUCGUGUCCCUCGACCUCGCCGGCUCCCUCCUCACCAUAUGGUGCCGCUGCCGCCAAGACGACCACCGCUCCACCGGGCGAAUCAAGCGCACCGUCGGCGCCGUUGUUGCGCUGACGGCUCUCGCCGACCCGCACUACUCCGGUCGCGGUGACCUCGUCGUCCUCUCGCCCAACCAGCCGGUGAUCACGGGGACGAAGGACGCCGUCGUGGUGGUCACUAAGGACACCGCCGGGCAGAGCACCUGUCCCCACAUGCUCCCACGUUUUCCACACCGUCGGGGCGGCGAGCGCGCGGGGAGGCUCCGCGCAUGCUCCCACGUUUUCCACGUGGGCUGCAUCCGCCGCUGGCUCCUCCGCAGGCCGCACUGCCCCAUGUGCCGCCGUGCCGUCAGCUAG
Messenger RNA from Triticum dicoccoides, 665 nucleotides. Its product is annotated as NEP1-interacting protein 2-like. The record is from RefSeq and is a predicted model, not a curated record. Bases 96 to 665 code for a protein of 189 amino acids. The transcript has a single exon. NCBI's taxonomy places the organism in Eukaryota, Viridiplantae, Streptophyta, Magnoliopsida, Poales, Poaceae. Gene Ontology annotation, molecular function: zinc ion binding.